Messenger RNA from Xiphias gladius (swordfish), 7339 nucleotides. It is a transcript of the gene suco, whose product is annotated as SUN domain containing ossification factor. The record is from RefSeq and is a predicted model, not a curated record. Gene Ontology annotation, cellular component: membrane; cytoplasm. Bases 218 to 4522 code for a protein of 1434 amino acids. NCBI's taxonomy places the organism in Eukaryota, Metazoa, Chordata, Actinopteri, Istiophoriformes, Xiphiidae. Gene Ontology annotation, biological process: regulation of bone remodeling; protein folding in endoplasmic reticulum. The transcript is spliced from 24 exons.
UCAACAGCAGUAGCUGCUGAAGCUGAAGAAGAGGCGGACAACUGGUCAGGACAAUGAAGAUUAGCAUGCCUCAAGUGUAGGUGUUAGCCAGAGAAUACAGUCGUCUGGUAAUUUGUAAUCAACACAGUCCACAAGUCUGUCUUCGGUGUAUUGUGUAGCCGUGAGAGAUUAGAAAAAAACCCAAAAGAGCGAGGAUGUUGGUCCCCGCGGGAAGAUAAUGAAGAGGCUGCGUGUUUUGUUGGUGUGCCUCGUCGUAGCUCUCCUGUGCUGGUACCCCAGUCAACAUGUGUUUUGUUCAGAGCAGAGCUUGUCUGGCCCUGGUCAGUCUGCCAGAGACAAAAACCCUGACGGCCACGAGCAGGAGCAGGAGCAGGACUCCACGCAAAACAAGGUGGUGGAAGAAUGGACGACGCACACAUCAUAUGAUAUGGGACUAGAGACAGAGAGAGCAGCACAAGAGAAGCUGGCAACACACAUCAACAUACACCAGGAACAGACUGUGAACCCUCAGGAAGCUGAGGUGGAGGAGACAGAUCCAGACCCAGAGUCUGAUACUGUACCUGUUGCUCCUGAGCCAGAGCCCCACCAAGACCCGCAGACUGAUUUGGACUCGCAGACUGACACCCAGGACCAUGACCAGGAGCCCCCAGUGUUCUCUACUCCAGAACCAGUUCCAGCACAGGGCCAAGUGUCCACAGAUACCCCAGCCCAAACAGAAAUCUACAGUGACGCCUCUGCUGCACAUCCCAGUCUGGACUCAAACCCAGCCACAUCCCCAGAUGAAGCUGAAAACACACCUACCUCACAGAGUGCUGGCCCAGCCCAAACAGGUGCAGUGCGGGUUGCCAGUGCAGGAGAUGAACUCCCAGUAGACAGCUUUGUCUUUGCUGAGCACUCUGAUUCACAGUACGGGGUCAUUCCCCCCGAACUGGCAACCUGUGAAAACUCCCCUUUUGGCAGCCCUCUCCUCAGUGCGGAUGAGGCUAGCAUAGAAAACCAGCGGUCAGACCAGAGCCUUAGUUCUGGUCUGGAAGCAGAGGUCCAGUCUACUCCAGGCUAUGUGGACCAGGAACAACAGCAGCGGCAGGAGCUGGAGGAGAGGCUGUCUGGUUUGGACCGGGAGGGUAACACCUCCCACCCCCACCACCAAGAACAGCAGGCAGGGGAUGCCAGUAUUGCCAGAGACACCGAUCCCUCAGUGCCCAGCAAAGAAGACAUCCCCACGUUUGACGAGUGGAAGAAACAGGUCAUGGAGGUGGAGAAGGAGAAGAGUCAGUCUCUCCACACCUCAACCAGCGGCAGCCCCCAUCCAGUGAAGAAGGUCCAGAAAAACUUCAAGAAUAACUACGCAUCUGUGGAGUGCGGUGCCAAGAUACUCUCUGCCAACAAUGAGGCCAAGAGCACAUCGGCCAUUCUCAUGGAAAACAUGGACCUUUACAUGCUAAAUCCUUGCAGCAACAAAAUCUGGUUUGUGAUAGAGCUCUGUGAGCCUAUUCAAGUCAAGCAGCUGGAUAUCGCUAACUUUGAGCUCUUCUCAUCUACACCUAAAGACUUUCUGGUUUCCAUCAGUGACAGAUAUCCUACCAACAAGUGGGUAAAGCUGGGUACGUUCCACGCCCGCGAUGAGCGCAUAGUUCAGAGCUUCCCACUGGAUGAACAGCUUUAUGCUAAAUAUGUGAAGAUGUUCAUCAAGUACAUAAAGGUUGAACUCCUCUCGCACUUUGGAUCAGAACACUUCUGUCCUCUCAGUCUAAUUAGGGUGUUUGGUACGAGCAUGGUGGAGGAGUAUGAGGAGAUAGCAGAUUCCCAGUACCCCUCAGAGAGACUGGAGUACUUGGAUGAAGACUACGACUAUCUUCCUGGUUACCAACCAUCAGAGGACAAGGCCUCUAAAAACCUGCUUGGCUCAGCAACCAAUGCCAUCCUAAACAUGGUAAACAACAUUGCUGCUAACGUGCUGGGUGGAAAGCCAGAGCUGGAGGGUGGAGCAGAAACAGGAGGUAACACAACGGCAGAGGGGAACGAAAAGAAGCAGAGCACAGAGGUUCAAACCAAACCAGCUGAAACACCUCAAAACACUGCAGAACUGGAGCCUGCAGAACCAGAACACCCUGCCACCCAGGAGGACUCUAAUGUCUCCAGUGACUCGUCGACACUUUCUCCCUCCUCAUCCGAUUCACACGAAGACAGACAGAUUGUCACGCUGGUAGAGGAGGAGGAAGAGGAGGAGCCCAGACAGUCGACUGUCACCUUGAUGGAGGAGGAAGGAGAGGAGGAGGAAGAGAAGAGAGAGGAUGCGACGAGGAGCGAAGCAGACAGGAACCAGUGGGAGAGCCAGGCAUACUGUCCUUUCUCCUCCUUCUCCUCCCUAUCUCUGUCCUGCAUGGCCACCCUGCCGGAGCUGCUCCAUCGCUGGUGCUCCGCCCGGCUGGCCAAGGAGAGACUCCGCAGCCUUAGGCGGAGGCAGCUGAGCACUCAAACACAGACGCGCCCUGAUGCAAACACACCGGUCCUCACACACACACCAACACAGAUCCCUGUCCCUGUCCCCACACCUCCACAAGAAGCCCUUCCCCUCACGGAAAAAGCUCCGGAGCCCGAGGUGUCUGUUACGGGCCAAAAUGAGGGCAAAUCUCUGGGUGAGGUGGACACCGCUCACGAACAUCUCAACACCCACAUACCUGAUGCACACACUCCAGAGCUCAACAUCCUCCUAGAGCCUAGUAGAACCUCCACCAUCCCCCCUCACAGUUUCUCAGACAUCCACAGUUCUCUGACACGGCCAACCCCCACCCAUGAGGAGAAGCUGCUACCUCCCAUCAAAGACGCAGCCCUGGACCCAGUCCCAACUCCACCCCUUCAAGUAGUCUACAUCCCAGAGACGCAACAGGCCAGCAGUACCGCCCCCACCCUUACUGUCAGCUCCCCCCCACAGCCUGUGUCCACGGAGACAGCCUCUCUUGGUGUUGUGGUUCCUCCUGUCAAGGAGCUGCCUGUUCAGCCUCUUCCCACUGCAACCAGGCCUGAAGACCUCAUCCCCCCUCCCACUGAACUGCCAACAGCUGUCCCAGUGACAGACACUCACACAGACACACUAAAGUCAGGCGCAGACAGUGGGGACUCCCAGAGACGCAAUGUCCAGGCUUCUCAGACUCACGGGGAGCAGGGGGAUUCUCUCACUCAGACCGGAGAGCCCCAUCGGGUGGAUGACACAGUGGACGAGGACCUAUUAAGCACUAAUGCGAAUGGCAACGUCCACCGGACAGCUACAGACUUCUAUGCAGAGCUGCAGAAUGGGGGAGAUUAUAACGGCGGGGCAGUGAACGGGAACGUCGUGUUAUUGAACGGGGGAGCGGUGCAUGGCUCCAGCCAGAAGGAGAGUGUGUUCAUGAGGCUGAACAACAGGAUCAAAGCUCUGGAGAUGAACAUGAGUCUGUCCAGCAGAUACCUGGAGGAGCUCAGCCAAAGGUACCGUAAACAGAUGGAAGAGAUGCAGAGAGCGUUCAAUAAGACCAUCAUCAAACUGCAGAACACCUCCCGCAUUGCUGAAGAGCAGGACCAGAAGCAGACAGAUUCCAUCCAGGUCCUGCAGAGCCAGCUGGAGAAUGUGACUAAACUGAUGUUAAACCUCACCGCUGCAGUCAGCCAGCUGCAGAGAGAGGUAUCUGAUCGUCAGAGCUACUUGGUAGUCGCUCUGGUUCUGUGUCUGUCUUUGGGACUCCUGCUGUGUCUGCAGUGCUGCCGCAGCUCCUCUCCCAACCCCAGCACCGCUGCUGCCCUCCCCAAGAGCAACCACUACCCCAGUCCUAAAAGAUGCUUUUCCUCUUAUGACGACAUGAGCCUAAAGCGCAGGGUUACCUGUCCGCUGGUUCGUUCCAAGUCAUUCCACCUGUCCUCUACAGAAGUAGGUCCAGAUGACUUGUACAUUGUAGAACCUCUAAGGUUUUCUCCAGAGAAAAAGAAAAAGCGCUGCAAGACAAAGUCAUUGGACAAGGUUGAGACUCUGAAGGCAUCUGAUCCCUCUGGUUCGCUCACUAAUGGGGGUCCCAAGUGUAACGGCUUUCAUCCAUGCCUCCCUGCGCCACCCCCUGCCCUACCCCCUCCUCCUCCUCCUCCUCCUCUUCCUCCUCCCCCACUGCCUCCCCCUCCCUCCACAGACGAGGUGUCAUCAUUACCCACUUGCACCUCUAAAGAGUUCCCCUCAGAGACCAGCAGCUGCAGCUCAUCCACCCACUCUGAGGAGUCCUACACGAGCCGCCUCCCCCCUCCCUCUCCCACCUUCCCUUCUGCUGGCCUGUGCAAUGGCCACAGCCUGAGUUUCCCCCUCCAGCACGCUCCCACCAAGUCCCGUCAGGAGAAACGCUCCAUGAAGCGGCGGAAGUCGCGGCAGACAGAGCUGCAGUUCCCGCACAUGCCAGGGGGGGGCGUCGGUUCUCUGCCCAGCCUGCAGCAGCUUAUGAAGGGAAACAAGGAGAUCAGUGUUGGGACCAUCGGGGUGACAGCUGUCACCGGACACGUCUGAAAUACUCACACUUCACUUUUACACAACUUUCUACACAGACACACACACACACACACACACACACAAACACUAUGGUAGCAGAUUUGUGAAGAGAUGAGGUCUUGCUGCAUCCCAAAGAACCACAUUUCCCAGGCGCACCGUGGAUUUGAAGUGGCUAUGGCAGCAGUAGCUCGACAUCAUCUGGUCCUUAUCCACUCCUGUCAAAGACCUGUUUACGGUUACGUGCCUUUAUAUCUGUUCUAGACCUUUUAAUGCUAAAAACCUGAGAUUUAAAGAAUUGUUGGUGUGGGCAGAGAGAGACACUGUGGUGGGGAAUGAAACAUUAAUACGAGUCGAAUCCAUUGAAGUGUGUUCAAGAUGUUUUUUCUAAUGGAUAAGCACAUUGUCCCAUGACAGUUGAGCCCCCCCCCACCACUCUGAGCACAGUGAGGAUAAGGUGCUGGCCUCAACUCUCGUUCCCUCACCUACAGGGAGCAUCAAGAAGUGUUAGAGCGCUCUUUUGGGAUGAAAUGUGUCAUAAUGAGUGAACUGCGGAGCACGACAAACUACUUCUCUUAUCCUCAUUUCCUUCUGUCUUCCAUUGCCAUCAUUUUAUCUUAUCCAUUCUGUCUUUAGUAUUGCAUCAUAACAUGACUGCAGGUGUUUGUGUGGGACCAGCGUUGAACAUUCAUGUCACCAGAGUCUCUCUGUUUGUCUUCCUCUGUCUCUGUCAGUCUGCUCCAAACCAGCCCUCAGAGCUGAAUGAAGAAAAUGGCUUUGCAUGGGGUGAAACUCACUGACCGUGGUAGUCCUUUCACUCAAGUGUGCCACUAAACCUCGUAUUACAGAUACACUAGCAGCAGUCUGUUGAUUCUACAAGUUCACAAUGAAAUGUUCUAUGAGCUGUACCUACUCGAUUAGUUUGGGCUGGGCCCGAAAAGCUUGCUCACACACCAAAUGAAGAGAAACUGUGCUGUUACAUUAGAUAUUGUGACUGUGAGGAUGGUAAAUAUUACAGUGGAUUCUGGCAGACCAGAGCCAAGCUGAAUUUUAUUCCUUUUCCUUUUUUAUAUUUUAUAAUUUUUUUUCAUCCAUAACUGAGCCAUGCUCCUCUCUUAUUGUUACUGGUGUGGUUUUGUUUGAAUUAUUCUGGCAAAAGUUUUCUUUUUGAGGGCAUAGUGUACUGUAGAAGGACACUGGCCAGCAGAGCUGAAUGUUUACACUUUCGUCGCACACACACACACACACACACACACCCUACUGGGACCCUGCAGUCCAGUCUGACAGACCAGUUUUAUUUAUCUAUUUAUUUAUUUAAACGACUACAGAUUUUUCUAACAUAGGCACUGGCUUGCCAGUCUCCCAAUCCUGCAGUGUCACAGUAGAUUAUCCGUGUGAGCACAUUACAUAGAAAUAUUACAGUGAAAUAAACUCAGUAGUACUGACACACAUGGCCAUGGUGCAUGGCUCAUCAUGACAUUAUAACAGCCCCUAAUUCUGUCAGCCCCGGCCUGAAAUGUCAGACAUGUAUGACAGCAGUCACGUGUCCUACAGCAGCCUAUGUAUCCAACAAGAUAACUGAGUAUUGAUGGAGAAGACUACAUGUUGAUUGGGAUCAUCACACUGCUGCUUUUGUAAAUGUUCAGAGCUGCUGGGUGGUUGGAAGUAGUGGAAGGGGCUAAACUGAGUGUGUGCCACUGUCCCAUCGUCUGUGUGCUUGUUUCAGCAUCUCUGUUGGAUAAAGUUUCUGUCUUCAACUCACCUUGUUCAUGAUUUCACGACUGACCUACGAUAACAUUCAGUUUAAUGAACGUAGGGUGUUUCAGAUGUGAUUUUUGUUUGUUUUGUUUUUAAAUAAUAAAAUUUAAAGUAUCCUUUUCUUUAUGUAUGCAGUUUCUGACUGGCUCUGUGUGGUUGGACUUCUGCGAGCUUUGACAGAGACAGAGAACUCUCCUAACUUUACUCUGCCAUUAGAGCCUCAUUACCUCCUCUGACCAGCUUCUGCAGCGCUGCUUUCUCUUUACAUAUCCUCAUCCACCUGGGUCACCUCUGAACCCAUUGCACAACUUUCUCUGUGACUGUGAAGAAAAUGUUUGCUAAGACUGCUUUUAGUAGCCACUCCAACAUGUUCCCAUUAGGAGCCUGAAAUGCUUUCUGUCUUCACGCCUGCUUCACUGACAAGCUUAUUUUUCUGUGCAUCCUCACUCUCACUGUACACCCGCUCAGUCCUUGAUUCACUUGUCACUGCUCUUUCACUUCAUGCGUUUGCCCCACCUAGGAUGAUAAAUGUGGUCUUUGAAGAGAAGGACAUGAAUUCUUGUUAAAUAAAGGGAAUGCAGUAAAGAUGGGUAUGAUUUGGAACACCAUUAAUGUGAUUCUGUAUGUUCUACAAGCCGAGCAAAUCAUGUUUUUUUUUUUUUUUUUUUUUUGUUUACCCUUUUUGAAUGUGUAUGAUCUUAUUUUUGUGUGUGUGUGUAAACCUGUACGCAUGUGAGACCUUUUUCGUCAUUGAUCUCAUGUAUGUGUAAGUGUCACUGUUAUGAGAAAGACUACUUUAAUCUAUUUAUCCCCAUAACACAGCGAAUAGGGAAGAAAGCCCUCGAUGAGAAAUUUCAGGAGCUCAGUGUGCACUUUGUAUGACUCCUAAUGCCUUUUUUUUUUUCUACCUUUUGUCAAGUGCUAUCUUAUUUUUUUUCUCUCCCUCUCUCCCUCUGUUUAUCUCUGUGAAUACUCUGAAGAGCUGCACAGUAUUUUUUUGAGCAGGAUUGAGUUACUACAAAAAGUGUAGUGCCAUUAGAAACUGUGAAUUUCUAAAUAAAACCUUUUUUUGUUGUCUUA